Messenger RNA from Melanaphis sacchari, 2553 nucleotides. RefSeq names its product cationic amino acid transporter 2-like. Lineage: Eukaryota; Metazoa; Arthropoda; Insecta; Hemiptera; Aphididae. The transcript is spliced from 12 exons. The coding region runs from base 492 to 2336 and encodes 614 amino acids. Gene Ontology annotation, molecular function: amino acid transmembrane transporter activity. Gene Ontology annotation, biological process: transmembrane transport; amino acid transport. The record is from RefSeq and is a predicted model, not a curated record. Gene Ontology annotation, cellular component: plasma membrane.
UCGCGUGCAUACGGCUCAUAAUUAUCCGUUCACGGACGCGCGAGCGGUCUACCGCGAUUACCAACGACUACGAUCACGGACGUUAUCAGUGAAAAAAAUUCCGAAACCCCUAAACGAAUAACCAUAAUAAAAUAACAAUAAUAAUCGAAACCACGGGCCGUCUAACAUCCGAAUCUAAAACUACAACAGACACGGCGAUAAUAGUACAUCGUGCUGAAAUCCACUGGUGUUGAUCGUUAUGUACUAACUCCACAAAAAAUUUAAAAAAUAUAAAUUCGUUUUGGAAUCAGACUUAAAAAAAAAAAAAAACAAUAGUCUUCCACCGUGUGCCACAACCCACAAGACCCCACCGGUAUAUAAGCGCCACUCGAACCUCCGAAUCGCUCAGCAGGAAGUCGUCUCGCCGUCUGAAACCCGCUGCCGUAGCAUCUGAUCGUGAAAACGGAAAAUCCGACCAAUUGUGAUCUACGCACCGGAUCGACGACGGCAUCAUGGACGGUUCUUGGUGGAAUUCGCGAGAAAAACUGAUACAGGUGAUGUCUAGACGUAAAAGUGAUGAUGACGUACUGAUUGACCAACCGGGCAAGGAGAAAUUAGCCAGAGUCCUCAAUCUGGUAGAUCUGACGGCACUUGGCGUAGGAUCAACGUUGGGUGUAGGCGUGUACGUGCUCGCCGGAGCCGUAGCUAAAACGGACGCCGGUCCGGCGGUCGUGCUAUCGUUCAUUUUGGCUGCCUUUGCGUCAGCUUUUGCAGGUCUGUGUUAUGCUGAAUUCGCAGCGCGAGUGCCAAAAGCCGGGUCGGCUUACGUUUACAGUUACGUCGGCGUUGGCGAAUUCGUCGCGUUCGUGAUCGGAUGGAAUCUGAUACUCGAAUACGUCAUUGGCACUGCAAGUGUGGCCAAAGGUUUAAGUAACUACAUUGAUGCUCUAUUAGAGUAUCCCAUGAAAAGAACAAUGACCGAACUUUUUCCUAUGAAUGUCAGUUUUUUGUCCGAGUUUCCAGACUUUUUGUCGUUUAGCGUUGUGUUACUAUUAUCAAUCUUACUGUCAUGGGGAGUUCGCGAAUCCACUAUGAUCAACAACAUAUUUACAGUCGUUAAUUUAUUAACCGUGGCCACUGUCGUUAUAACUGGAUUAUUCAAAGUUAAUUUAUACAAUUGGAACAUACCAAAACAAGAUAUCCCGAAGAACGUGAAGGGCGGCGAAGGAGGUUUCAUGCCUUUUGGGUGGGCCGGAGUGACUGCGGGGGCAGCAAAAUGUUUUUACGGAUUCAUCGGAUUCGACACAGUAGCUACAACGGGAGAAGAAGCGAAAAAACCGAAACGGGACAUCCCAUUGGCCAUCAUAUUGUCGUUAACCAUCAUAACGUUUGCAUACUGCUGUAUCAGUUCGGUGUUAACUCUAAUGUGGCCAUAUUAUAAUCAGGACGCUGACGCGCCGUUCCCCUACGUCUAUGAUCAUCUCGGCUGGACAACAGUGAAAUGGAUUGUUUCUUCAGGUGCUAUUUUUGCUCUGUUCACCAGUCUAAUAGGUACUAUGUUCCCAUUGCCGAGGAUUUUAUACGCCAUGUCCUGCGACGGUCUCCUGUUCAGUAUGUUUUCUGACAUUCACCCAAAGUAUCAGACACCUGUGUUAGCCACUUUGCUGUCAGGUUUUCUGGCGGGAGCUAUGUCAGCGAUUUUCAACUUGGAACAGCUGAUCGAUAUGAUGUCAAUCGGCACGUUAUUAGCAUAUUCGAUCGUGUGCAUUUGCGUGUUAAUAUUAAGGUAUAGAAAUGACUCAGACGUAGAGUUUGUAAUUAAAGGUAAUGACGAAUCGGAGACCAGCAGUUUUACGGAGACGAUCGUCAAGACCGUGGUAAAGUAUUUUAACCUGUCCAACAUCAAAUACGCCAAUGAAGAAACCGAGAGUGUGGCCACGAUCAUCACGAUGUUGUUUAUUUGCACGUCUGCGCUGUUUUGCUUCAUUACUGUCCAACAAGAGAGUAUUGAGAAUAGUAGUGACUUCGCGGCAUACACAUGUGCUAUUUUAGCCAUUGGGCUAUUGAUUCAGUUGCUAUUACUCGCCAGACAACCACAAUCGACCAAAGAACUUUCGUUUAAGGUCCCGCUGGUCCCGCUUAUACCGUGCUUGAGUAUCUUGUUAAACGUUUACUUGAUGAUGAAACUCGACAUACACACCUGGAUUCGUUUCGGCAUUUGGCUGCUGAUUGGGCUGUUUAUAUACGUAUUGUACGGCAUGAAGCACAGUGUCGAGGGACGGAAACAGAUGGAAGAGCCGGAAAAGAGACGGUCAAACGCCACAGCGGUGCAUCCGAUUUCAACUAUCAAGUUAUAGAACACUUUUUAAGUGUAUAUGUACAAUGGCGAUGAGGUAUCCAUCAGAAUAUUAACAUUCCUUUUCAAAUAAAAAUAAAAUCGACUGUCGUGCGAACAAUGCCACUUUUCAAAACGCAUUGCGCACGGCGACUAUCCUUCGCAAAAUAUUUACACAUACCAGUAUUAUGAUGAAAUAUACAUCUUAUAGACAAUAUAUUAUAUUAUGUGAUAAUAUA